Messenger RNA from Fusarium fujikuroi IMI 58289, 2091 nucleotides. RefSeq lists its product as uncharacterized. Gene Ontology annotation, molecular function: RNA polymerase II cis-regulatory region sequence-specific DNA binding; DNA-binding transcription factor activity, RNA polymerase II-specific; zinc ion binding. The record is from RefSeq and is a predicted model, not a curated record. Lineage: Eukaryota; Fungi; Ascomycota; Sordariomycetes; Hypocreales; Nectriaceae. Gene Ontology annotation, biological process: DNA-templated transcription; positive regulation of transcription from RNA polymerase II promoter by galactose. Gene Ontology annotation, cellular component: nucleus. The coding region runs from base 1 to 2091 and encodes 696 amino acids. The transcript is spliced from 3 exons.
AUGGGUCGUCCUCCGAUGCACGGUUCUUCGAGCCAACCUCGAGCUUGUCUCAAUUGCCAGAAGCGCAAAAGCCGAUGCCAACCUAGCGUCAAUGGCCCUGGGCCUUGUUCAUACUGCGCCCGCGCGGGCAAGGACUGCAGCUUCGUGAAUCCACCUGAUCGGACACGGCUUACGCGGAAGAACCUCGAUACGAUUGAGCUACGCUGUAAUAAACUUGAGGCUCUGAUUCGGUCGCUGCAUCCUGAUAUGGACAUUGAUGCUGCUCUCGCUAACCUAGAGUCUGGCCAACAAGUCAUCAGACGAACUGAGCCAGAGUCGGACGAUGACUCUCCUGAGCACGAGGAGCCAGCACAUGAGUAUGAGUGGAGUGAGCCAUCAUUACCGCCAGAUUUCGACAGUCAAAACGAUGAAGCCGCGGCUAUGGAUGGUAUGGCUACGCUGAACAGCCUUGAUGCUGGAUAUUUAGGCAGUAGUUCGGGUGCAAACCUUCUACAAGAAAUUGCAUCAAUGCUUCCAGAACUCGCGGCAUCAAAUUCCCCUGCCACGAGUCAUGGAAAGUCUCCCAGCCAAACACAUAAGUCAAAACCGUCCCUUGAUCCGCCCAAUCUAGCAAACGAAUCAUUGACAAACUAUUUCGUCGAUGCUUACUUCUUAUUCUAUAAUGUAUCAUAUCCAAUUCUUCACGAGCGAUCCUUCCGCCAGAAACUUGCCGCUCGGGGCAUGCGACGUGGCAAGUCAUCGUGGAAUAUCAUCUAUUACCUUGUGUUAGCCAUCGGGCACUGGAUAUCAACGUCGGAUAGGCACCACGCAGGCUCGCGAUUCUACACGGCUGCGAGGAACUCGUUGUCAAUCCAUAUGCUAGAAUCUGGUACGCUUGAAACCUUGCAAGCGCUUCUUCUGAUGAGCAAUUAUUUGCAGAAGAUGGACAAGCCAAACACAGGCUAUCAGUUCACAGGUAUCGCGUACAAGAUGGCCCUUGGACUUGGAAUGCAUCGAGAAUCGCCGAAGCUACAAGAUAACGUUGGACUUGAAAGGCGGAGACAGUUGUUCUGGGUCCUUUACUGCUUCGAUAGCGGGUUCAAUAUUACAACAGGGAGACCGCCAUAUGCGCAGGAAGGUAUCAUUGAUACCGCACUACCAAGAAAUAUUGACGACAAGGACCUCGAACAUACCAUGCCCCUCCCUCCUGAACUCGACACACCAACGACACUAUCUGCCAUCAUCGCACAAGCAGAACUUGCGAAACACGCAAAUUCGCUAUAUCUAGAGUAUCUCACCGCGAAGACAUCCAACACCAAGGUCGAGUACCAAGUCGCCGAGACUAUAGAACGGACCCUCUCCGAUUGGCGGCAGAAGCUGCCACAGUACUUCACUUCUGCAGACGUCCCAGUAUGGUUCGCUGGUCCGCGGGCUGUUGUUCUGUGGAAAGAACAGAAUCUGCGCAUUCUUCUUUGGCGCGGAAGUAAGCGAACCCAUCCGUAUCUGCCGAACAAGACCGAUGCGGAGACACGCUGUCUUGAUGCUGCCAUGCAAAGCAUAAACGACAUAACAGCUUUCUGCAGCGAAAAUGAAGGUAUCUUGCAUCUAGGUAUUGUCUGGUAUGCCACAUAUUUCUUGUUUCAAGCCGCUCUUGUUCUUGAAGCGAGCUAUCUAGAUCGUGAGGCCCAGGACAAGCUAGAUCACGAGACGGCCGAUUGGCGAUUGAUGGUCCACAAGGCGCAGAGCUGCCUGGUGGCUUUCUCAGCGAGAAGCAGAUCAGCCAAGCGGUGCUUGGAGAUUUUGGAACUCAUAGAUAGAAGGGCAGAAACAGCAGCGAACACUCGUCGAACUGUCCUCACAGUGCCCGAGCUUGUUGAUGAAGCACCAGCUGCGCUACAGCCCCCAGUGGGUGACACUGAGGCAUCUCUUCCACCAGCUGAUCUACAGAAUUUUGGUGGAGAUCUCUCCAUAGGGACGUGGACACUGAACGACGAUGGAUCAGAUCCUACAAUGAGGAUGAUCAUGGAUAAUACCCCAUGGGGAUACCUUGAUAAUGCACCCAUGGAUACUCUGUUUAACGACUGGUUACCUCAAGAUACUUUUGAAGAAUAA